UCGCAUUAACCUUCGACCUUUCAAUUACCUGGGAUAUCAAUUAAACUCAAGUCUUUCAUAUGAUCUGAUGUCUCUCUCUCCUCCUCCACAAUUAACGGGAAUUUGGGUUUCCUCCUCAUGACGAAAUUGGAUUGUUUCAAGUAUCCGAUAUACAUGAUGAGUAUCAGAUAUUUCUCAAACAAAUUGCUUCCAAUUGAAACGUUAAUUUCUUUCAAUUAAUUUAGUAAUUCUCAUAUUCUUUCUACAUGUGUGUUAAUUAGUUUUUAUUUUCUUUGAUAUCUCAACCAUAUAAUCUCAUCAGUGAAAAACUAUUGGUAAUAAUUAGCUAACUUUGAAACGAAAUGAUAUAAAUCUCGUUUUCAUCUUCCACAACGUUACAACAAAUUGUCACCAUUUAAGGGAUUUUUAUUUACAUUUAUCAUUAACCUUAAACACCCAGUUAAUUACGAAUUCAGAUUGUGUUAAUUUUACUUGAUUCCAAUUUAAUUUUCACUCUGUUUUCUUCAGUGUAAACUCUCAACUUGUUAACCACUUAACCAUAAUCUCCACCAGAAUGUCAACAUCAACCGAUGAAUUAGAUCGUUACAUGCUCUCUCUUGAAGGUUACCUACGGAAAGUUGACUCUCUGGACCAUAAUCCAAGACAAAAUCUUUGUAAAACUUUACUACCCAAUUUCGGUCACAUUGGUGUCCUAUUCUUGGCUAAUCAUACAUUUCCUCAAGCGCUACGAGGAUUACAGAUUGUGAUUAAGCUAAUCUACCAUGGGAAAGAGUUGAGUAAUUCUGGAAAAUCAGAUGAACCAAAUUGCCCGAUUUUGGAUGAAUUUAUCAAUCAAUUGGAAGACAAGAUAAUCACUGGAAAGAUUGCCGCUGAUAGAGAUUUAGAUUUACAAAGAUUAACCUUUUUAUUGCCCAAGUAUCGAGAAUCUUUAGUUUUAAUCUUAAUCAAGGAUUGUCUGGCCAAUUCCAAUUCAACGGAUUCAUGUAUAAUCAGAAAUCCAUUAACCGAAUAUUGUUGCUCACUUAAUUCACUUUUUUUCUCCAUCAUUUUAACAUUUUGUGAUAUUCUUAAAUUAACUGAUGGCCACUGGUUCAUUGGUAAAAUAAUUGGCUCUUUCAAGAGAAUUGUAAUCAGUCAAGUUUUCGGGAACACUAAUCAACUUUAUCCACAUCAUCUUCGCCCCUUUUUACCUCAUCUUGAGCUUUUGGAUCUACAAUUAACUCAACAAUUUGUCAUAUCAUCUUCAUCUCAGCCCCAUCGAGUUGCUGAAAAACUUUGUCAGAAACUUAAUUACUCAUUAUUACCUGGAAUUUGUCAAUGGAACGAAAUUGUUGCCCUGCUAAUUUUAUAUCCAAAUGCUGCUGAUUUCCUGGUCUCCCAUAAACCAGAAUGGAUUAAUAAACUUCAAUCUAUUCAAAGGUCUAACAAUUAGGAAAAUCAAAUCAUCGUAAACAUUUCUAAUAUUUUUAUUCACUAUGGAAAACAAAUUGUAAUGUUGAUAGAAAAAGAGAAAAUUUUUUUUUCGAAUUUCGCUCAA
This is a messenger RNA of Panonychus citri (citrus red mite), 1537 nucleotides long. RefSeq lists its product as uncharacterized. Bases 554 to 1432 code for a protein of 292 amino acids. NCBI's taxonomy places the organism in Eukaryota, Metazoa, Arthropoda, Arachnida, Trombidiformes, Tetranychidae. The transcript is spliced from 2 exons. The record is from RefSeq and is a predicted model, not a curated record.